AUGAUCCGACCUGCCAGCCGUGGUUGGCACUCAUCUGCAGGUGAACUUGCAGGUCCUGUGCAACGUAGACCCCAAAGACUUACACGACCUACACGUCCUGAAACAUCCUAUGUGGAAGAUGUCCAAACAAGCACCGAGGCUGACAACUUUGACUUAUCAGACCUGAAGAGUGCGGUGUUUCCUUCAGCGGGCCCACGUAUUCCCACCCCUAGUGGAAGCCCGAAGAGUGGUCGCCCAGCACAGCGGCGGGCGCAAACUGUUCUUGAGGGACAGCUGGUGAGUGCCAGAACACCUACCCCCAAUGGAGAAUCCCGUGGUGCACCUUCACCUCGCGGUUCAGUGCAGACAUCGUCACCAAAAGGAUCAAAAAUCAGCACUGCCAGAGAAUCCGUUGAAGUGGGAGGUGAUGCUGAACCGAAACCGAUGACUAGGUCAAAAAUUUCAGUUCUGCGAGCAAAAACUGUGGAUGGUGUGAGUGCUGGCGACCUCGACUCAUCAGACCUGCAGAGUGCGGUGUUUCCUUCAGCGGGCCCACGUAUUUCUACCCCUAGUGGAAGCCCGAAGAGUGGUCGCCCAGCACAGCGGCGGGCGCAGACUGUUCCUGAGGGACAGCUGGUGAGUGCCAGAACACCUACCCCCAAUGGAGAAUCCCGUGGUGCACCUUCACCUCGCGGUUCAGUGCAGACAUCGUCACCAAAAGGAUCAAAAAUCAGCACUGCCAGAGAAUCCGUUGAAGUGGGAGGUGAUGCUGAACCGAAACCGAUGACUAGGUCAAAAAUUUCAGUUCUGCGAGCAAAAACUGUGGAUGGUGUGAGUGCUGGCGACCUCGACUCAUCAGACCUGCAGAGUGCGGUGCUUUGUUCAGAAGACCCAGAUGUUUCUCCCCCUGGGAGCCCGAAGACUGCUUUCCCAGCACAGCGGCGGGUGCAGACUGUUCCUGAGGGACAACUGUGGAGUGCCAGAACAGCAUCUCACGGUAAAUCACGCGGAUCAGCAACGCUGCCACUUCCGUCUCCAAGAGGAUCAAGAGGGAAAGUGGAGCCCAUAGAUGCAGCUGUGACUUCUGCAGGAGCACCCAGGCUUGCAUUGCCAGAGCACGAUGGGCAGGACUUCGUGCCAGUCACCCAGACGCGUUCCGAGAGCCUUUCCAGCAAAAAGGCAUCGAAAGGAGCACCCAGGCUUGCAAUGCCAGAGCACGAUGGGCAGGACAUUGUGUUUUGCCGUCCCGGCACGGGAUAA
This is a messenger RNA of Cladocopium goreaui, 1239 nucleotides long. The record is from the annotation of a GenBank genome assembly. Lineage: Eukaryota; Dinophyceae; Suessiales; Symbiodiniaceae.